Molecule: messenger RNA, 330 nt
Organism: Dibothriocephalus latus
Lineage: Eukaryota; Metazoa; Platyhelminthes; Cestoda; Diphyllobothriidea; Diphyllobothriidae
Source: the annotation of a GenBank genome assembly
AUGCAAUUCUUUCACAAAGUCGACAGGACGGCUCUCAAUUGGGAUGACCUUGUGGAGACGUUAGGUAGCGGUCCCUUACCCAACACACCCCCGCCGACGGCUCGAUUGCCUACCUUCGCUGCCAGGAUGCCCUUCGAGUUGCCGUCCCAACAGACUGCUGCUGCAACGCCAUUAUCUGGUCCGGCGCGGAAUGGUGCUGCUGCCGCUUCCGCCGAUCCUCCCCUCCUCUCCUGUGCCUUCUGUUCGGCUCAGUUCAAGAGUCGCAAGCAACUGAAGCAGCAUGUGCAGGUGACACAUCCGUCGCCAGAUGGCAGCCUCUGGCUGUUCUGU